AUGGGCUGCGGUUGUCGGCGAGCCGCGAGAGCCGUGUGUGUUCCAGAGGAGCUGGGCAGGGGGCCAGAGGGGCCUGCUCCUGCCGUCGCUGCUGCCUCUGCUGUCUCUCCUGCUGCUGCUUCUCCCUUUGGAGAAUUUGAUCUGCCGGCAGCGAGCAGCAAUCCUCUGCUGAUAUCAUGUAUACAAACAAUAAACCUAGAUCUGUAUUCCAAUAGGCUAACAGCUGUUAUAACACUACUUUAUUACAGGUUAGGCCUGGUUACCUUGACUCGGCUUGCAUGCUACCUACAGUCCAGUGUUUUUACCAGACAUCGAAAGCUCCUCCUUCAAAUCCUGCUGCCGCACGUCACACGACUUCAUCAGAUUCGUACUCCACCCGUAGCAGCCAUGAUGCAAGAAGGGCUGGACGACGGUCCCGAUUUCCUCUCUGAAGAGGAGAGGGGUCCAAGGGCAGUCAACGUGGAUCUCCAAACUGAUGCAACUUUACAAGUGGAUAUUUCCGAUGCACUUAGUGAGCGUGAUAAGGUCAAGUUCACAGUUCAUACAAAGACCACUCUCCCCAACUUCAAACAGAAUGAGUUUUCUGUUGUACGCCAGCACGAAGAGUUCAUCUGGCUUCACGACUCCUUUGUGGAGAAUGAGGAAUAUGCGGGUUACAUUAUUCCGCCAGCUCCACCACGACCAGACUUCGACGCCUCCCGCGAAAAGCUUCAGAAGCUGGGCGAAGGGGAGGGCUCCAUGACAAAGGAGGAAUUUACCAAAAUGAAGCAGGAGCUUGAGGCUGAAUACCUGGCCAUUUUCAAGAAGACAGUGGCUAUGCACGAGGUGUUUCUGUGUCGGGUGGCUGCUCAUCCUGUCCUGCGCAAAGACAUGAAUUUUCAUGUGUUUUUAGAGUAUAACCAAGAUCUGAGUGUACGAGGCAAGAACAAGAAGGAGAAGCUGGAGGACUUCUUCAAGAAUGUGGUGAAGUCAGCAGACGGCGUGUUGGUGGCCGGAGUGAAGGACGUAGAUGACUUCUUCGAGCACGAGAAGACAUUCCUUAUAGAAUACCAUAACCGGGUUAAAGACGCCUCAGUGAAAUCAGAUAGAAUGAUCAGAUCUCACAAAAGCGCCGCAGACGACAUCAACAGAAUUGCCUCCACAAUGUACAGCAUUGGGACCCAGGAUUCAACAGACAUGUGCAAAUUCUUCCUGAAGGUGUCGGAGCUCUUUGAGAAAACACGGAAAAUUGAGGCACGUGUAGCAGCUGAUGAGGACCUGAAACUUGCUGACCUGUUGAAGUACUACCUCAGGGAGUCACAAGCUGCAAAGGACCUUUUGUAUAGACGGGGGAGGGCGCUUGUUGAUUACGAAAACGCAAACAAAGCUCUCGACAAAGCAAGGGCUAAGAACAAAGAUGUUCUUCAAGCAGAAACCUCCCAGCAGUUGUGCUGUCAGAAAUUUGAGAAAAUUUCCGAGUCAGCCAAACAAGAAUUGAUAGAUUUCAAGACAAGACGAGUAGCAGCCUUCCGGAAGAAUUUGGUGGAGCUGGCAGAGCUGGAGCUCAAACACGCCAAGGGUAAUCUUCAACUGUUGCAAAGCUGUCUCGGGGUCCUAAAAGGAGAUACUUAAAGACUGAACUGAUGGUUGAUGGUGCAGGCAUCCUCCCCACUUGUUGGCUUCUUUUUCCCUCCAGAAGAUGAGGGGAAGAGAGAGAAAGAGAGAGAGAGCAUAUCUUAUAAGGGAGGGCACUUCUUCCCUGAAGGAUGUCUUGUUAGUCACCACUACCAGAGACACCAUAAUCCCUCCACUUAUUCCCCUAUUCAAAGUGCGGAGGCCCUUGGUGAGAAGUCUCCACUUGCCCACACAGCACAAGAACCUAUCAAGGAAGGAAAAAAAAAAAGUCUAAUCACGUCUGUUUUUAAAGUUGUUAUAAAAUGUAAUUUCUUCAUGGGGUUGGCUCUGUCAAUGUCACCUUCAUUCUUUUUUUUUUUUUUUUUUUGGUGUUUUUUUUGGGGGGUGGGGGGGGGGGUGUAAUUUUUUUGUCCAUUUUUUUUCCAUUUUUUUUAUGUUUGCUUAGUGUAAUCAUCAAAGCAGUUAGUUUUGGUAAUCCUCUCUGUGAUGCUGCUCAUGUACCUUGUAAGAAAGAACGAAAGAAAAAAAGAAAAAAGUUGAGCUGAUUGUUACUAUUAUUAAAAGUGUAUUGUCACUAAAAAGCCUUGUAUAUGUUGUAUUAGUUUUCACUGUACGGUUCAUGAUCAUCAUAAUCACACUAAUAGUUUUGAUACAUUUAAGUAAAUUUUCAUAUAAAGUGUAUCUCUUCUGUUUAUUUUCAUUCCAUAGCAGUAAUGCAUUAUUAUGUUUGCCUUAAAUUGUAGAUUUAACCAUAUCAGAUAUUGUUUUUAAAAAUCAUAAAUGGAUAAAUUUGUUCUGUUGUCCCCCGAUAUUUUUAAAAGUGCACUGUAUAUGAAUGUUUUUUUCACACUAUGUGACCAAAGCUUCCAUUAAUUGAAAUGGAGGAAUGCUGAUAUACAAACAGUAACAAUAAAGAAAUAACCAACAA
Alosa sapidissima (American shad) is the source of this 2542-nucleotide messenger RNA. RefSeq names its product sorting nexin 6 (gene snx6). The coding region runs from base 1 to 1611 and encodes 536 amino acids. The record is from RefSeq and is a predicted model, not a curated record. NCBI's taxonomy places the organism in Eukaryota, Metazoa, Chordata, Actinopteri, Clupeiformes, Clupeidae. Gene Ontology annotation, molecular function: phosphatidylinositol binding. The transcript has 15 exons. Gene Ontology annotation, cellular component: endosome. Gene Ontology annotation, biological process: intracellular protein transport.